GCUGGGGAGGGGAGCUCAGCGCUGGGGAAGCUGGGGAGGGCCGCGCCGCCCAGACCCCACGCUCCGGAAGUGAAGCGGCCAGACCCCCGGCUAAUGGAUGCGGAGCAGAAAGCCCGCUGACCGCUCUCGGCCCCAGGGACAGCGUGGCUUGGCUGGCGCUGAGAAACACCCAGACAUGCCGUUGUGUGGCAUGGAGUGACAUCUUGUGCUAGAAGCUGAAUACAUAAGCUCCUUGGCUGUCAUGGGAUGAUUUGAAACACAUAAACAGGUAUCUGGCCACAUCUCCUGAUGUCAUUCUGCAUGUGGGAAAGAUCUUCCUGUCCACAACUAGGGCUCCAUUAAUCUGCAUGCCUGGUGAGCAUAGGGUGGGAAAGCCAGCUUGCAGGAAAGUCCCCAAGAGAACAACAACAAAAAAAUCACUAUAAGCAAAGAAGAGGUCUGACUCAAAUACAGUGUGGGGCAGAAUCCCUGGUUUACCCUCACUUCUGUCCCUAACCAGGUACAGGUGCUUCCUGGGAAGGAGAAAGCUGUGUGGUAAAACUGGCCAUUGUUUCCCCAAGAGCCCAAGCCACGCUGCUGGGAGACUUCCCUCCAGGAGUUCUGGGUGCCUGAGUGGAGGCGUCUCCCCACCUGCUAGAGUGGUGAGGUGCCAGAGCCCCAGAGCACUCUGAAAGCAGCUGCUUCUCACUUUUCCAGUGGGGCAGUCCCACCACGUGGCUUCAGGAGGGAACCGGCUCUGGAGACACAGGCGGGGGCUGGGGUGCUGUCCUGAGAUACUAACUGCUCACCUUGGGUCAGGUGUGGAGACCUAACAGAAAGAGCCGAGUUCUGGCCACUGGGCAGUAAGGGUUAUUGUUCCAGAAGCCUCUGAUGCUGCUGUUGGAAUGACCCAGCACCCAUUCACUGGUGGGUUAUCAGUUGAGAAGCACAUCCAGGAUCUUCUCAAUCCUAAGGCAGUCUCUAUUGGCCCCACAAACUGAUCCGGUACCCACACUUAGAGCGAGUCAAUAUCUGGGACCAUGGCGCGGGCACUGUUGGAGGACUGGUGUAGAAUCAUGAGUGCAGAUGAUCAGAAAUCACUGAUGGUUAUGGGGAUACCGGUGGACUGUGAUGAGGCUGAGAUUCAGGAGGUCCUCCAGGAGACUUUAAAGUCGCUGGGCAGGUACAGACUGCUCGGCAAAAUAUUCCGGAAGCAGGAGAACGCCAACGCUGUGCUGUUAGAGUUUCUGGAGGAUACCGAUGUCUCCAUGAUCCCCAAUGAGAUUCAAGGAAAAGGGGGUAUUUGGAAAGUGAUCUUUAAGACCCCUAACCAGGACACUGAAUUUCUUGAGAGACUGAACCUCUUUCUAGAAAAAGAGGGCCAGACGGUCUCAGGAAUGUUCCGAGCGUUGGGGCAUGAGGGAUUGUCUCCAGCGGCAGUGCCCUGUGUCUCACCGGAAUUAUUGGCCCAUUUGUUGGGACAGGCAAUAGCGCACGCCCCCCAGCCUCUGCUCCCGAUGAGGUACCGGAAACUGAGAGUGUUUUCCGGGAGCGCGGUGCCAGCCCCAGAGGAAGAGCCCUUUGAAAUCUGGUUGGAACAGGCCACCGAGAUAGUCAAAGAGUGGCCGGUUGCAGAGGCAGAAAAGAAAAGGUGGUUGAUGGAAAGCCUCCGUGGCCCUGCCCUGGACCUCAUGCACAUCGUACAGGCAGACAACCCGUCCAUAAGUGUGGAGGAGUGUCUGGAGGCUUUUAAGCAAGUGUUUGGAAGCCUGGAGAGCCGCAGGACCUCCCAGGUGAAAUACCUGAAGACCUAUCAGGAGGAAGGAGAGAAAGUCUCGGCCUACGUGUUACGGUUAGAAACUCUGCUGCGGAGAGCGGUGGAGAAGCGGGCCAUCCCGAGGAAUAUCGCCGAUCAGGUCCGCUUGGAGCAAGUCAUGGCCGGGGCGAGCCUCAGCGAAAUCCUCUGGUGUAGGCUGAGGGAGCUGAAAGAUCAGGGGCCGCCUCCCAGCUUCCUGGAGUUGAUGAAGGUGAUCCGCGAGGAAGAAGAGGAAGAGGCCGCCUUCGAAAACGAGAAUAUUGAAGAGCCGGAUGAAGGGGAUGGCUAUGGCCACUGGGAUCUUGAGGCGGAUGAGUAAAGCCCAUCCCAGAGGGGGACCCACAGCCGGCAGGGUAGGGCCUCUGCCUUACCAGGCUAAGACCUUUUCAGAUAUUUUUUCUCCUUUAAUGUAUGCAUUUGAAAUGACAGCAUUUGAGCCAGAUCUUGAUUCUUCCUUCCUUCCUUCCUUGAUUCUUCUUUCUAAGAAAACAUAUCUGAGUGUUUCUUGGCCCCUACAUAGAUUUUAACAGACUGGCAUUUACCAACAGGCUCUUCUUUGUUUUCAGGUUGACUUAUUUUGUGCAGAUGUUGGAAGAAAAGUUCUCUUGCAAUAUCUGAGCACAUAUCCAAACUUACUUUAACUUUCCAUAGAUUAAGGAAGCCAUAGCACCUCAUGGGUAUUUAAAUCAGACCUGUGCUUGUUCUAUGAUGUGAAGUGUGUUUCAGGUAUAAACGAGCAUCAUUCAGUUAAAUGCUAGGCAAGGUUCCAACACAACUGAUAUAUAGCAUCAUAGCAGCUUUGUAUAUACAAUAAACAAGUGGCUUAACUUUUCUAAACAUCUGUUUCUGCAUCAGAAAGAAAUGGGAAGAUAAUAGAAUAGGGUUAUUGGUAGGAUCAAAUGGCAUCAUGCCUUUUAAGCACUUAGCAUGAAGUCUGGAACAUAGAAAGCCCUCAAUGCAUUGAGACUCUUUUUAUUUAUUUUCACAGUGCUUGUUGUCUGGUAAGUGCAUGCUCUCUUUCUUGUUCUAACAGUCCUGCACUAACAAGUAAAUAUAUAAUCUGUCAGUCAAUUUGUGACAACUUUGCAUUAGAAACCAUUUUAGCACUUGUGGUAAGUUCGAACGUUUGUUGUCUAUUACGUUUCUGAUAAAAUUGCCAGCAAUUGUUGACUAUUACUAGUGAUGAUAACAAAUAAAUUCUUUCUGAUCAUGGAUAAUUUUAACUGAAGAACAUCCUGGGGAUGUUAGAAAAGCAUUUUUUUAAGAAAGAAGAUACCCUAUGUGAUCAUUUAUCUUUCUAAGUUAUAUUUUUCAAUACUGUUCAAUCAAGAUGCUAAAACUCAUCCAAUACACCCUGAUUUUAUGCAUUUUUUUUGUAUUCAUGAACAUGGCCUCAUUGUUCUCAUGAAUUGACACUAUACAAAGUAAAAUGUUAUAAAUGUGAAGUUGUAAAAUAAAUACCUGCU
Molecule: messenger RNA, 3261 nt
Organism: Sus scrofa (pig)
Lineage: Eukaryota; Metazoa; Chordata; Mammalia; Artiodactyla; Suidae
Source: RefSeq, a predicted model, not a curated record